Messenger RNA from Cladophialophora immunda, 1686 nucleotides. RefSeq lists its product as uncharacterized. Gene Ontology annotation, biological process: regulation of transcription by RNA polymerase II. Gene Ontology annotation, cellular component: nucleus. NCBI's taxonomy places the organism in Eukaryota, Fungi, Ascomycota, Eurotiomycetes, Chaetothyriales, Herpotrichiellaceae. Bases 1 to 1686 code for a protein of 561 amino acids. The record is from RefSeq and is a predicted model, not a curated record. The transcript has 8 exons.
AUGUCAGACUCUUAUUCAAUGGUCUUAGUCUAUCGAUAUAUCUGGGACAAGGAGGACCUGACGACAUACCCCUGGAAGAAUCACUAUGUCCAUCAGCCAGAAGUGCUGAAAUAUCUGCAGCAUGUGGUUACUGUUCAACGUGGUCGGCUGAGUGAUGCCCGCGCCCCCAAAACCCUCUGGCUGAAAUUGUAUCUCACCUUCUGUCAUGGGUUCGAGAACGGCAUUCUUGGCUUUCUCAAACUCUUGCGCGAUCUAUCCGACAAUGUCCAGAACGAAGACAGGGAGAAGGUCAUGGACAUCAGGAACACAUUCAACUUCCUGGUCUACAGGAUGUUGGCUUUGCUGGACGAGACUGUCUUGAGUGAUAUUUUUCUUGAAUGCGAAGGAGAUGUGGCCCUAGACAUAUCCGUGACUGGGGUAGUCGCUGGCAAGGCCGAAGAAGACGCGGAGAAGGAACCUGCACAAUCCGCAGGACCGGCCAACAGCGACGGCGACGGAAGCCAGGCGGCCGAGCCUGCUCCGAUGCGGACAGUGCUUCCGAACGGCUCCAACCUCAGCCGCAACAACAGCCGCAACCUUGGCGACAGCAACGGCGACAGCAACGGCGACAGCAACAGUGGCGGCAACGGUGGUGCUGAGUGGGUGGCUGCGGUGGCAGCAAUGUCGUUGGCAAUGGCGGCAGCGCCAACGGCAAUGGCGGCGGCAUUUGGGGUGGCAACGGAGGCAACAGAAAUAGCCACGACGGCAACAGUGGAAUACGCGGCAAAGAAUGACGACAACGACGACGACGACGAUGGCGGCAGCAUGGACAUCAAGGAGAGAAACCCCGUCAUAUCAUCAAAGGCCAGAUCUGACACGGGAGGCCACGCUCUGGAGACCGAUGAUCUCGAGCUCCUCCGGUUUUGUGAGGGAGGUUGGAAUGCCGAAGCUGAUGACGCUCCAUCGGACGGCGGACUGACACCGACUUGUCUAGUCGAGGGCGAUAAAGACUCACCGCCCGCGCGACCUGCCGAGCCCAAAAAGAUGGCCAGACCGCAGCGCAAAGCAACUAAGAACGUUGAGGGGAAAUUCGUAUGCACCCGGGAAGAUUGUGGAGAGAAUAAUAUCAAGGAGUUUGCUCGCAUGUGUGAGUGGAACAACCACAUGGACAAACAUGACCGCCCGUACAAGUGUCUCGAGGACGGGUGCGAGAACCUUCUUGGCUUCACGUACCCCGCUGGACUGACCCGUCACGCAAAAGAAGUACACCGCAACGGCAACACCAAGGGCGGUUUAUUCUUCUGUCCACAUUCAACCUGCAAACGGUAUACGGGCAAGGGAUUUACCCGACGAGAGAACCUCAAGCAACACGUUCAUCGGUGUCAUAAGCAGACUGGAGAAGCGGAAGAGGAAUCAAGCGCCGCGUCGCGCAAGCGCUGGCUGGACGAGGGCGACGGAGACGACGAUGACGACGAAGAGGGGCAGACCAAGAGGCUUAAGAUAGGGGACGAGGGAGAGCUGGAGACGCUCAGCAAGGAGAAUCAACACCUCCGAAGAGCCCCCACGGCGUCCGAAGAACGCAUGGCUGGGCAUGAGAGAGAAGUCAAGGCAUGCACAGAUACGCGAGUCACCAUCCUGAGGAUGUUCGCUGCCCUCGGCAAGCAUGGGGAUAGCAUAGGGUAUGGGCGCGGCAUUAGUCAUGGGUAA